AUGGCUGCUAACAACUACAAUGUCGUCAGCUUCGGUGCUAAACCGGAUGGUCGAACCGACUCAACAAAAGCCUUCCUCGGCGCGUGGCAAGCUGCUUGCCGUUCAGCUGCAAGUGUUACUGUAACGGUCCCGAGAGGAAUCUUCUUUCUAAAACCGGUGGUGUUUCGCGGUCCGUGCCGCAGUAGAAUCACUUUUCAGAUAUACGGAACCAUUGUAGCUCCUUCGGAUUACCGCGGUCUUGGAAACUCCGGUUAUUGGAUAUUGUUCGUACAAGUUAACCGGAUCACGAUCAACGGAGGAACAUUAGAUGCUAGAGGUGCUUCUUUUUGGGCUUGUCGAAAAUCCGGAAAGAGUUGUCCUGAUGGCGCCCGAUCAAUAACGUUUAAUUGGGCAAAUGACGUCGUAGUGAGCGGUUUAACGUCAAUAAACAGCCAAGCAACACAUAUGGUGAUAAACAGCUGCAACAAUGUAGUUGUCCGGAGAGUAAAGCUAGUGGCUCCAGACCAAAGUCCCAACACAGACGGCCUCCACGUCCAAGCUUCUGCUGGUGUUACCGUGACCGAUAGCACGUUUCAAACCGGAGAUGAUUGUAUCUCUAUCGGCCCCGGAACUCGUAACCUCUACAUGUCUAAACUCAACUGCGGUCCAGGCCAUGGAAUCAGUAUUGGGAGUCUAGGGAGAGAUGCUAACGAAGCUGGAGUACAGAACAUAACGUUGAUAAACUCUGUUUUCUCGGGUUCGGAUAAUGGUGUUCGGAUCAAGACGUGGGCUAGGCAAAGCACAGGUUUUGUAAGGAAUGUUUUGUUUCAGAAUUUGGUCAUGAAGAAUGUUCAGAAUCCAAUCAUUGUCGAUCAGAAUUAUUGUCCGACUCAUCAAGGUUGUCCCAAACAGGGUUCUGGAGUGAAGAUUAGUGAGGUUGUUUAUAGAAACAUUCAAGGAACGUCGCGGUCUCAACAAGCUUUAACGUUUGAUUGCAGCCGAAGUAAUCCGUGUCAAGCGAUUAGAUUGCACGAUAUUAAGCUAACGUUCAACGGCCGAUCUGCUACUUCCACGUGUAAGAAUAUUAGAGGAGUUAAAGCUGGUGUGGUGAUGCCACAAGGUUGUCUUUGA
Microthlaspi erraticum is the source of this 1110-nucleotide messenger RNA. The record is from the annotation of a GenBank genome assembly. NCBI's taxonomy places the organism in Eukaryota, Viridiplantae, Streptophyta, Magnoliopsida, Brassicales, Brassicaceae.